This is a messenger RNA of Glycine soja, 811 nucleotides long. RefSeq lists its product as uncharacterized. Bases 38 to 592 code for a protein of 184 amino acids. The transcript is spliced from 2 exons. The record is from RefSeq and is a predicted model, not a curated record. NCBI's taxonomy places the organism in Eukaryota, Viridiplantae, Streptophyta, Magnoliopsida, Fabales, Fabaceae.
CAUUAAUGCCCAAGAACUUUCCAGGCUUGACCCACUAAUGACUAAACCACGUCAUCGCCACUAUCAUUCAAUAUUUCUAUGUUCAUCGUAUGAUCGAAGCCUCAGUUUCGCAAUGCCUCGUAAGCGCUUUCAGGAGCCGCAACCCAAAACAGGUCUACAACAUACCCAGGAUUUCCUGAGGAAAAUAGGGUUGGGGAAGGAGAACUACUACUUCUGGAAGCAGAUUGGAAAGGCUUUGCUUUGCACCUAUGCAGUGAUCGGGGCAGUGUGGGUGUACAACGAGACCUCACCACUGGGUUGGUGGACACUGAAGCCAAAGCCAAAGGAAGAGCUUGAGCUGGCUCAUUUGUACGAGCGGCGGCAGUUUCCUUACCCGGGCGAUGAAGAGGCAAUGCAAGAGUUCAUUGCCAGAGGUGGAAUGAUUGGAACAACCAUUGGUCCCAAAGGGAUGGUUGAGGGUGAUAAGGAUGAGAGUGACUACAAGAAGGAGCUGAAGGACAAGAAGUUUGGGCAAGAGGCUCAGAAACUGUGGAUGAGGAUGAGGAGUGAGGUCAUUGCUGAGCUUCAGGAGAAGGGCUUUGAUGUGGAAUGAAUGAGUGCAAUGAGUGCUCAAAACUAUUGGUGGUAGUAAAUAUUGAGUUUGAAUUUUUUUUUUCUGUGUUUGGAUAUUCUAAUUUCAAUAAAUCAUGGGAGAGGGAAAAGACUCAUCAGUCUGUUACUCUUUGUUGAUGGGUAUGUAUAUGUGACUUUGAGUAUUUGCCCCAGCAAUUUCACUUGGUGCUUUGGGCUAGUCUGUGCUUUCUUAUUUUCA